AUGGCUUGCAGGACGACACCUGAGGAAUGGAAACAUGCAAUUACGAAGUUGAAGCAAUCCAGAUUAUCCAAAAUGGAAAAAUCGGUAUAUCCGCUUUUAAAACUCAGUUAUGAUUAUCUGGUUCCCACAAUGAAAUGUUGCCUCCUAUAUUGUUGUCUGUAUCCUGAAGAUUAUCCUAUUCCCACAAAGACAUUAGUGGAGUAUUGGUUUUGUGAAGGGCUGUUUGAAUCAGAUAAAAUUAGUGAAGCCCAGAUGGAAGGAGAUCACAUUAUCAACUCUCUUCUUAGGGCUUCUUUAUUGGAAAGAGUGGAUGAAUCAUUUUUUGGAGAAGAAUGUGUGAAGAUGCAUGAUGUGAUCCGAGACAUGGGUUUGUGGAUAGCAUGCGAGCCUGAAGAGGAAGAGAAAGAGAAGAGUUUCUUUGUAAAAGCAGGGGCUCAAUUACUAGAGGAGCCAGAUGUUAAGGCAUGGGAAGGUGCAAAAAGAAUGUCGGUGAUGCAAAAUCAGAUUGAAGAUCUCGGAGGAACCCCUAAAUGCCCUAACCUUAAGACUUUGUUUCUUAGCCAAAAUAAGCUGCAGGUGAUCAAUGAUGAGAUGGAAGAAAUACUGAGCGAGGGAAGACUCAGAGAUGUUGCAGAUGAGGUGGGAAAUCCAUACCCUACACCAUUUCUGAACCUUCAAACACUUUAUUUACUCUUCCUACCAGAAUUGAAGAGCAUAUACUGGGAUGCCUUACCCUUCCCAUGUCUGAAACGUAUUUAUAUAGAGGACUGUCCUAAACUGAAGAAGUUUCCUCUCAACUCUGACAGUGCAAAAGGGUAUCACAUCACCAUUAAGGGAGAAAGAGACUGGUGGGAACAGCUAGAAUGGGAGAAUGAAGCCACUCGAAAUGCUUUUAUGCCAUCUUUUCAAGAGCCUUUUUACAGAAGAAAUCAAUUGUGA
Messenger RNA from Hibiscus syriacus, 939 nucleotides. Its product is annotated as probable disease resistance protein At1g12290. Lineage: Eukaryota; Viridiplantae; Streptophyta; Magnoliopsida; Malvales; Malvaceae. The coding region runs from base 1 to 939 and encodes 312 amino acids. The transcript is spliced from 2 exons. The record is from RefSeq and is a predicted model, not a curated record. Gene Ontology annotation, molecular function: protein binding.